GCCCUUCCUGCCCCCCCCAAGCCCAGCUGCGCGCAGUUGCAGGGGCUGGCAGGAGUGGGUGAAGUUGCUCCAACCCCCCCAUCCCCUUCCUCCUCCUCCUCCUCUUCCUCCUCCUCUCUCUUCUUCCAGGAAAGCUCGCUGUGGGUGACCCCACCAUCACCGAUAAACCCCCGGGAAGAUGCCAGGGCUGAUUAACCGGACGACCUGCUCCCCACUCCCCCUCACCAUGUCAGAGGUGACAUCAUGCGUCAGUGGCUAUGCCUUCGGGAUGACAGCCUUGCUGACCUACCGCAACUCAGAAGCCCAGGCUUUUGAAGGUCUCUUUGUCUACCCCUUGGAUGAGUGCACCACCGUCGUUGGGUUCGAGGCGGCCGUGUCCCGGCGUGCCAUGACGGUGCAGAUCAAAGACAAAGCCAAGAUAGAUGACACGUAUUUCGACAGCUGCAGCCUCCCUGAUGGAAGAGCUCGUGACGGAAGCGGAAGGAUCAUGAUGGAUGAGGACUUGGAGAGGAUUGUUUUUGUGGCUAACCUGGGCAUGAUUCCUCCCCUGGAAAGUGUUUCCAUCUUCAUCAGCACCUCUUCUGAGCUGCAGACACUGCCCAGCGGAGCCGUGAGGGUCCUUCUGCCAGCUGUGUGUGUCCCCAAGGUCCCCCAGCCCAGCCUGGAGAAUGCCAACAGCCUUUCCAGCCACCAGCUCCGAAUGGACAAGCACUACUGUGGAUCGGGGAGCCUGGAGCAAGGGAGCAGGUUCUGCCUGGCUCAGCUGCUGGAGAGCGAGGCCAUCAACCCCUCUGAGUACGAGUUCAGCUUCCAUCUGGAGAUCCGGGGGCCGUGCUUGCUGGCAGGUGUCGAGAGCCCUACGCACGAGAUCCGAGCAGACGCCGACCCCUCCGCUCGCUCCGCCAAGAGCAUCGUGAUCACACUGGCCAAUAAACACACCUUCGACAGACCCGUGGAGAUCCUGAUCCAUCCAAGUGAGCCCCACAUGCCUCAUGUCUUAAUGGAAGAAGGUGAUAUGACACCUGCAGAGUAUGAACGACACCUGAAGGGGAAGAAUGAUUUCAUUAAAGGCACUAAGAAAGACCCCAGUGCUGAGAAAAAGACGGAAAUCAUCAGGAAGCGACUGAACAAGGACAUCCCCCACCACCCCGUCGUCAUGCUCAACUUCUGCCCUGACUUGAGGACCGUCCAGCCAGACCUCCGGAAAGCCCAAGGAGAGUUUAUCUUCCUCAUAGACCGCAGCAGAAGCAUGAGCGGCGUGAAUAUCAACCGCGUCAAGGAUGCUCUGUUGGUCAUUCUCAAGAGCCUGAUGCCAGCAUGUCUCUUCAACGUCAUUGGGUUUGGAUCCACCUUCAAGACCCUCUUUCCUGCCAGUCAGACUUAUUGUGAGGAGAGCCUGGCCAUUGCCUGCGAAAGCAUCAAGAGGAUCCGGGCCGAUAUGGGUGGCACCAACAUCUUAUCGCCUUUGAAGUGGGUCAUUCGGCAGCCCAUCCACAGGGGCCAUCCCCGACUGCUUUUUCUGCUGACGAACGGGGCCAUCAGCAACACGGGGAAGGUCCUGGAGCUGCUGCGAAACCACUCCUGCUCCACCAGGUGCUACAGCUUCGGCAUCGGGCCAAACGCCUGCAGGAGACUGGUUCGGGGGCUAGCUGCUGUGUCCAGGGGCAUCGCCGAGUUCCUGGCGGAGGGCGAGAGGCUGCAGCCCAAGAUGAUCAAGUCACUGAAGAAGGCGAUGGCACCGGUCCUGAGUGACGUGACCGUGGAGUGGGUCUUUCCUGAGAGCACCGAGGUCUUGGUUUCCCCCAUCAGCACCAGUUGCCUCUUCCCUGGUGACCGCCUGGUCGGCUACGGCAUCAUCUGUGACACCUCACCCUACGUCUCUAACCCCAGAUCUGACAAGAGGCGGCGUUACAGCAUGAUGCGUUCCCAGGAGUCGGGCAGCUCUGUUUUCUUUCACUCCCAGGAGGAGGGAGCAAGCAUGGAGAGCUGGAACCACUCCAGAGACUCGGAGGGCUGCUGCCCCGCCGAGCGUGCCCCCGAUCACCUGGUGGUGGGCAGAGAUCCUGGGGGAGAAUCGGACACGGACACCGGAACAGACGUGAAGGCUUCCUCCAGGAGACGGGCGUACAGCACCACCCAAAUCGCCGACCACGAGCCUUGCAAGAAGGUGCCCACGGCCAGCGAUCCCGGCACUGCCCUGGUGAAAAACCCCCUUCGGAAAACCCACCUGCAGGACCUGCAGCAGGUCAGCCCCGAGCCCUGGCAGGUGGAUUUCCAGCCCUUCGCAGCCAGCUCGCUUGUCUCUGCCACAAAGAUCCGUGGCGCAGGUGCCCGGCGGCCAUCCCUGCUCCACCGGAGCUGCGUGUCCUUCUGCCGCGACUCCGACUCCCCGCCAGUGCCGGAUGGGCUGCAGCAGGUGGCUCCGGGAAGGGGCUUGGGACCACUCGAUGGCAGCGUGAGCCUGCGGUCUUCGUCGGACAGCCGGAGCCCCGGGGAUCUGGAGUCUGCCCAGCAUCCUUCCUUCACGUUUGAAACGGAGACCUCCUCCGACUGGGAGCCCCAGGACUUUGAUUUCAGCGCUGCCUGCAGCUCCCCACGCUCCCCCAGGACCCUCUGCAAGGCGGUGGUGAAGGGGCUAAGGAGCAACGAGCCCGUGCAGUGGGAAAUCACCUUUGAUAUCUGCCCUCUCUUCCGAGAGCGGGAGAGCCAGGCGGACGGUGACACAGACCUGUGGAGCGAGACCUUCCACCAUCUGGCAGCCAAGUCGGUCAUCCGGGACUUUGAGCAGCUUGCCGAGAAGGAGUGUGAAAUCGAGCACGGGUCCGGGCGGCGGUACCAGGUCAACGCUGUCCACACCAGCAAGGCCUGCAACGUCAUCAGCAAGUACACGGCGUUCAUGCCGGUGGACCUGAGCACCAGCGCCUACCUGCCCGCCGCCGUUGAGUACACCCACACGGGGGCAGCAUCCAAGCAAGGCAGCCAGAGGAGCCUGAGCUCGGGAAACAGGAGGCAUCGUGGCUUUUCCCCUGGACGUCCCCAGUCAGCUUGUGGCCAGAAUGGAGACGAUGGAUUUUACGGCAUGAAUGCAGAGGAGAGCAGCCUGUCGCCCUGCAGCACCCCUUCCUCCUCCGGCUGGGAGCGCUGCGGCCUCCCCGAAGGGCCAUUACAGAGCCUGUCUGCUUCCUCUGCACAAGCCCAAAAAUCCAUCGAGAGCCUCUUUGCUGCUAGGCUAACCCUCAAUAAAACCAGGCUGCUGGUUCGAGCCGCCAAAGGGUUCAUGAGUAAAUCUCCAAGCAGAGUGAGCGAAGCCAGCUCCGAGGGCGACAAUGAGAACAUGGACUACCUUCCCCUGGCGUCUCUGCAGCUGGCCUGUGGUGCCUUUCUCAUGAACUCGGCCUUCUGCGAUGCCGUCAACAUCCCCAUGGAGAAGCUGAAGUGGACAUCUCCAUUUGCCUGCCACCGCCUGGCCCUCAGCCCCUCCAGCUCCUACAGCACCAAGAAGACCAGUCCCUCCAGGGAGCACAAAAGCCUCGGCUCCGAUCGGCAGCUCCUGGUUCCCAGUGCGCACGGGAAGAGUCCCACCAUCAGAGACGUCGCUCUGGGUGCAGUGCCGGAGGGACCCGGCAGUCACGCGGAGGAUGCCGGCCGCCUUCGCCACUUCUCAGGCAGCGCGGUGGAGAGCAUCUCCGAAGCCCUGAAAGCCGAGAAGGAACUCUCUCCGCCAGCCAUCACCAUCCGCCGCUUCUCCUCCCCGGAGAGCACGCCGGCCUCGGCCGAGUGGCAAGCCGACAGCGGCCGGGGCUCGGAGACGGAUGGCUCCGAGGUCCAGGCGUUGCUCUUUGACAUCGAGUUGCAGCAGCAGACGGAGCCGGAGGGGAUGCUUUGGGCCACGGCGGUGGCCCUGGCCUGGCUGGAGCACAGCUCGGCUUCCUACUUCAUUGAGUGGGAGCUGGUGGCCGCCAAGGCCAGCCUGUGGCUGAGCGAACAGGACUUCCCAGAGGGAUACAGCCUGGCCACGGUGAAAGCUGCAGCCCAGCAGCUCUUUGUCCUGCUCCGGCACUGGGAUGAAAACCUGGAGUUCAACCUGCUGUGCUACAACCCAAGCAGCGUGUAAAGAGGACGAGGAGAGGGGCUUGGGCAGCUUACUGAGGGCGCAGGAGCAGGGACCCGUCCUCAAGGAAACACCUCCAAGGAGCUCAAUUCCUCCUCUGCAGGGACAAUGCGUGUUUAUUAGAGCGAGCCCUGCAAACAGAAGCAGCCCGGGCAAAAUCCUGUGCUCAGCGGUUGGUAUUUUGCCCUGGGAAGGUACCUACCAGCUGCCCACCAUAGGAUGCUAUUUAUUUUUAACUGGUGCAGCACCUCCAGCUACAGCAGUUCCUUCUGAUCCUGGUUUCUUCUGGUUCUCAGCCCUGUUCCCACAGCAGGUCUCCCUAAUGCCUGCUCGACUUGCCCUGUCCUCGCUUGGCUGCCCCUUUCCAGCCCCAAAUUGCUGCCAAGCCCCUGCUGCGGUCCCCCAGCCCCGAGUCGCUGCUCUCCUGAGGCUGCUGCCUGGCUUCUGCCAUCUCAGAUGUCUUUUGGCAAAGCUGAACGUCCGACAACAUACUCAUCUCAUGAACCAAAGGAAAUCCAGGCUGGGACUGACCAUCUGAAGAGCAAUCCUGCUGUCACGGCUGGGAGGAUGCUGCCUUGCCUCGAGCCCAGCGAUGCGCCGACAAGCCAGGCCAGUCGGAGGCUGGGACCGAAUCCCAUCACAUCCACACGGUGCUGGGCUCCCUCAGCCCCUCUGUGAUCCCAGAGGGAGUUUGCGAGACCCCUUGCAGCCGACGGCGUGCCUUCGGAGCUUCGCAGGCAGAGCAGGGGUGCCUGGGAUUGAAGGAAGGAACGGGCUAAGGAAACCAGUCCCUUGCACUUGACACGGAAUAGAGAUCCCCUGCAUUAAAAUAACAGAGGAAUUUUAUUCCCUGCCAAAAUGCUGAAUCCUUCCUUCUCCACACGAGCCUCCUGUGUGCUGAUCUGUCAGCUCUGAACCGCAGGGACCUGCCUUGGAAUCCAACGGCUCCGAGGCUUGCUCUUUUAAGGAUGCCAGACCCUCUAAACCCCACCAAGCUGGGGGACUUGUACUGGAACCCCUGCAGCAUCUGUCCCAAGAGCCGUGGCCAGACCUGCCCUUGCCUCAACCCUCUUGAAGGGAAGAGAGGAGAAGAGCCCUCCCAAACCUCGGAGCGACAUGGAGCCAUCGCUAUCCCCAUCUCCGCUUCUUGCAUUCGUGCUUCUUAAAGCCAAGAGGCAGCCGGACACAUAUUGCACCCCUGGACCCAUCGUGGGUACCACGGCUUCACGGGAGCCCGGCCAAGUUGUUCACUGUGACGGGCAGCUUUCACCAUGGUGCAGCAAAAUCCCUUCGCUGGCUCCAGCACAGCCCAGCGAUACCCAGGCGAUUUCUGGGAGCUUCGUUAUCCGCUGUAAUUCGUAGCAGACCGAGGGCACUGGAGGCACCGUGGGGACUGUGGCUUCUAGAAGCUGAUGGGAAGAAGAGGAGGAGACAGGGAGGAGAAGCUGGGAAUGGACAUUUUUUAACCACAAGCUCACUUGUUACUAGUCAGUGACGUUCCCAGGGGGAAAUAGAGGUUCCAGGUUUUGGGGGGUUUUUAUUAAUUUUCUUAUCUUUAAUUUUCUGCUGCAGAAAGGCCCCAGUUCUGGUUGGACUUAGGCUGGUUUUGUCUGGGGGCUUAGAAAAAUCAAAGGAAAUGCAGUUGGUUCACAGGCAUAGGGGCUUUGGCUCCUCUGCCGAGGAGGGACCAGUAAGAAGGGGAGUGUGAGUGUAAGAGCUGAAAACUGUCCAGCUGCAAACAGUUGGGAAACUGGGGAAAUGUAGGAAUAUGGGAAAGGGUGUUUCCUUCUGAGACAAAGCAUCUUUUCUUUGAAACCUUCCCAUGGGGGAAAGCAUCCCCUCCGAUCCCUAGCAAAGCAUUGUGAGCAGGAAUCUACUUUGUAUGAAAUCUUUUUGUUUUUUUCUGAGCAGAGCUGGUGGAGAUCAGGAGUAUUUUAGCUCACAAGCAAAAACUACCUCUUGUUUUCUGCCUUUCUUCAGCUCCCUGCCCACCAUGAUCCCCUCUGGUCCCUGUGACUUUACCAGAGCAGGGUUUAUUCCCAGGGCACAUACAUCUCAGCCCUCCUGGGGUUACUAGUGAGCUGGUUUCUGAUCCCUUGGUUCUCCCAAAAGACCCAGGCUGACUCCUAGGAGCUGCCCAGCUCUCUGUUAAUCUGGAGCCAUCAGCAAAAACGAGCAUGCCCCCAAUUUGGGGGGCUUCUGGAGUCAACAGGUCCCUUGUUCUGCAUUCAGGGGCGAGUGCGCAGCAGCGGUGCAGCACUUCCUACAUCCCCUUGGCUUUCAGGGAAGGCAAAGGGGAUGAAGUGGGUGAUCCCGUUUCGGAGCCCAACGCUGCUCUCACCGCUGCUGUGGCUUCUCCAGCCCCAUCCUGCGCCGUGCAUGCCACCGGCGCCUCUGCCCAGCUGCUGUGGCCAGCUCAGCGUCGGAGAAUGCUCCAGGAUGGUCCGUGCCGGGACACGAAGUGGGGUGAGUCUCCUCAAACCUGCUGCCUGGGACCCCGGCAGGCAUGGGGAUGCUCGCCAUCGUCACCCUGUGCCCCGCAAGGAGGUGGGUGCCCUCACCCCCAGGGCUCCCACUUCACUCUCUGCCGACUGGAGAGGCAUCGAGCUCACCGCCCGGCCCCGGUGGCGUUGGGCCCUGCCUGGCAGCCCCCAGGACGGGCUUUUUCUGCAGGAUCCAGCCGGCGGCAGCUCCGCGGAUCAAGUGCCUAUGGCGGGAAUCACACGCCGUCACCUCCGGCGUGGCUGCAAUGCCCGUGGAGCCUGUCCGAAACCUGUUGCCUUUCACUCCCUCCCUUGGCAUGUAGCAGCCUUGCCGUGUUUCAGCAGGUUUCUGUUUUGUGUCUGUGUGUCUGGAGGGUAGACGGGAGGGAAACUGGUGCCGGGGACCACAAGCAUCCCUCCGGUCUCUGCUUUCGGUGUCACCUCUCCGGGGUCCCCAGCGCGGCGAUGCUCGGCGCGCUGCAGGGUUGCCGGCUGGGUGCCUUGGUGCAGUCGUGUUCUCUGUUGCAGAAAUUGUUGUCCCAGUAAAUCACAGCCUGCUUAA
Messenger RNA from Aquila chrysaetos chrysaetos, 7156 nucleotides. It is a transcript of the gene VWA5B1, whose product is annotated as von Willebrand factor A domain containing 5B1. The transcript is spliced from 22 exons. The record is from RefSeq and is a predicted model, not a curated record. NCBI's taxonomy places the organism in Eukaryota, Metazoa, Chordata, Aves, Accipitriformes, Accipitridae. The coding region runs from base 179 to 4114 and encodes 1311 amino acids.